Messenger RNA from Solanum tuberosum (potato), 726 nucleotides. RefSeq lists its product as uncharacterized. The record is from RefSeq and is a predicted model, not a curated record. Bases 1 to 726 code for a protein of 241 amino acids. The transcript is spliced from 2 exons. Gene Ontology annotation, molecular function: zinc ion binding. NCBI's taxonomy places the organism in Eukaryota, Viridiplantae, Streptophyta, Magnoliopsida, Solanales, Solanaceae.
AUGGUUUCAAUUGUGUAUCCAUCAGCUCAUUAUGGUUGUUGCAUGAGGCACCUUGGAGAAAAUAUUCGAAAUAAUUUUCACAAUGCAAAGGUCGUAUCUCAUUUUUAUAAUGCAGCAAAAGCGUACAAUAAAGUUGAGCUCUAUGACCAUUUCAAUCAGAUAAGGGAUAUGGUACCCAAGGCAGCCGAACAUCUCGAAUCAGUUGGAUUUCAUAGAUGGAGCAGGGUAUUUUGUCCGAGAAAUAGGUAUAAUAUUAUGACCUCAAACAUUGCUGAAUCAGUGAAUGCAUUGUUUGAAGUUGAAAGAGAAUUUCCUAUCGUCACUUUAUUUGAUGAAAUAAAUAUGAGAUUUGCAAAAUUAUUUCACGAGAGGCGUAUGGAGUUGGUCAACUCACCAAACAUACUUGUUCCUUCAAUGGAAAAACAAAUAUCAAAGAAUAUCAAUUUGGGAAAUAAGUUAUUGGCCCAUCAAAUAGCCAAUUACAAGUUUAGUCUCAACGGUCAUGGUGAUGUUGCCACGGUCGAUCUUCAAAGAAGAACGUGCACAUCUAAAGUUUUUGACUUGGACAAAAUACCUUGUCCACAUGCUAUGGCAGCACUUCGAUCCCAAUAUGGUGCAUAUUUUGGAAAUCAGAUCUAUGAGUACUCGUCUUCAUAUUAUUCGGUGGAAAAAUACAUAAUUGCAUAUUGUGAGAAAAUUAAUCCGGUGCCUCCUGAAGAUUCUUGA